AACAACACUUUAAUCGAUUCGAGUAUUAGAACGGUGUUUCGCUGCAGUAAUCGUCUCCGUAAUCUAUAAUCAUACGAGUGCGUUUUUGCAGUACUGUUGUCAACCUUGUGAAUUCUUAUUUUGCAGUAUCAAUAGUUUAACACGUUCAAACGUUCAAACACGUUGUAAGAAAUAGUUAAGCUGGUAGAAAAUCGACGUUUGAAUCUGGAUGCGGUUGGGGAAAAAGGAGAUCUCCGAAUAAUUUCACUCAGAUUUCGCACCUAAGAAAAAGGGCCGCCCUGGUGAGCUGCGGGAAAGGGCACGACCAUGACCUGGGAUCAUCUGGAGCGUGGCAGUUCUCCGGUGGACUGGUGCGAAGGGAACUAUCUUAUUUCACCGAAUAUUGCAGAAUUUGUCAACACGAUAAGCAACGUUCUGUUUCUCGUGGGCCCUCCCUUUUUAAUUUACCUCUUCAAAGACUAUGGUAAAUUCAUCCAACCGGCAAUUCACAUGAUAUGGAUCCUGCUGAUAAUCGUCGGGUUAAGCUCCGCUUACUUCCACGCCACCCUGAGCCUGCUGGGUCAACUGCUGGACGAGUUGACGAUUCUGUGGGUUUUUAUGGCUACAUUGAGUUUGUUCUGUCCACGGCGACACUUCCCGCGCAUUUUCAAACAUUCCAGGAAACGCUUUUGUGUCUCGAUGAGUGUGUUCUCUCUGACGGCAACUGCUUUAUCUGUAUGUUAUCCAGCUAUCAACGCAUUUGCACUAAUGUUACUGGCCAUUCCUGCCACGUAUCUUAUCUACAAGGAGUUGCAAAUAGUUAAGGACAAACGCGUCUACCGAUUGGGCGUCCGAAAUACCACAGUUCUGCUGAUUGCAAUAGUUUGCUGGAUCAACGACCGAAUGUUCUGUGAUGCGUGGUCUCGAUUAAGCUUCCCUUACUUGCAUGGAUUCUGGCAUAUUCUGAUCUUCAUUUCAGCAUAUCCAGCGUGUGUAUUGUUUGCGUACUUUUUCGUCAGUGACGAACGGCCGGAAAGUAGGCCACAGCUCAGGUACUGGCCACAUAAUGAUUUUGAACUUGGAGUGCCAUACGUUUCGGUCAACUGCUGCAAGAAACUGGAUGACACAAUUUAGGAAUAUGCGUCAUAAAUACGCAUUAUGAGCAAGGUAGAACGAUGCUUGAAUUGUCAAAAGGUACAAAAGCAACGGAUAUUGUAUAUUAUGCCCCAAAGCCAAAAAUAAGCUAUACAUGCUAGAACUCGAUUCAGCCAAAUUUGUAGAUACAUAUCAGAGCUAAAUGAUUACUUAGAUUUUAAAGUUUAUAAUUGUAGGUUUUCGAUUCAACUAGGUGAUCUCUAUGUUAUUAAUUCAUAGCUUACCCGCUGUUUCAAACAGCGUUUUGCAGCAUCACACUAGUGAUAGAUAUUGUGAAUUUUACUUUUAUUUAUUUCUUGUUGGUAAUGUUCGAACUAUAUUUAAGGACUUCGGCUUUAUGCGAAUGUUAUUGUAGUAUUAGGAAAAAGCUUUAAGUAGUGUUGAAUUUCAAAAUUACCAAUAAAUAUACCUUCCAAAAUUAAA
Messenger RNA from Topomyia yanbarensis, 1557 nucleotides. It is a transcript of the gene bwa, whose product is annotated as alkaline ceramidase. The transcript has 5 exons. The record is from RefSeq and is a predicted model, not a curated record. NCBI's taxonomy places the organism in Eukaryota, Metazoa, Arthropoda, Insecta, Diptera, Culicidae. Gene Ontology annotation, biological process: ceramide metabolic process. Gene Ontology annotation, molecular function: hydrolase activity, acting on carbon-nitrogen (but not peptide) bonds, in linear amides. Bases 307 to 1113 code for a protein of 268 amino acids. Gene Ontology annotation, cellular component: membrane.